Penicillium pulvis is the source of this 1080-nucleotide messenger RNA. Its product is annotated as ankyrin. NCBI's taxonomy places the organism in Eukaryota, Fungi, Ascomycota, Eurotiomycetes, Eurotiales, Aspergillaceae. Gene Ontology annotation, molecular function: protein binding. The record is from RefSeq and is a predicted model, not a curated record. The transcript has 3 exons. Bases 1 to 1080 code for a protein of 359 amino acids.
AUGGAUUUGAAACGAAUGGCCAAAAGGAAGCGAACCGGAAAGGAGAGCGAGGUCUUCGUUGAUGGAGUUCAAAUUCCUCCUGCGAAGAUCAUCAAGUCGAAAUACCGAAAGGGCUAUGUGCCGAUGAUAUUGCAACAUGAUAUUGAUUCGCCUCCUCUUUCUCUCUUUGUGGACUUAUCUCGCCAUGGCAAUGCAAUCACCAAAGGCGCGAAUUUCGAGCUGAUGCAACGCUUGAGCUCAAUUGUACCAUGGAAAAAACUUCACCACUCUCCAAACUUUCAUGGCGGCUCCCGUACAUCGGCAACUCUGAGUAUUCUCAUGCCAGAAAUGGAGCAAGGCCAACAUGAUGUCUUGUCAACAAAUUUGAGUAUUUUGAAAUCAGGGCUCAGAGAUCAUUUGAGUGUGGUACUCUACCUUAUUUCAAAUAAUUUGACCUCACGCGAUCCGGACGAUUUGCUUGUAGAGAAGCUGGAACGUGAUGACGAACUCAUCCUGAAACUGCUCAAAGAUACUGGCUGGGAUGAUCUGAGGCAUCUCAAGGUUCUUCUAUCAACUCGUGAGCCCACUGCCGAGUCUAUCAUAGAGAAGUUACUGGUUGAGGUGGUAAAUAAAGAUGGGGAAGCCUUCCUACCCCCUUUGCAAUUUGCUGCUCAUGAGGAAGGAAGUGUUCGUCUUAUCAAUCUUCUGAUCAAAUACGGUGCUGAUGUGAAUUUCUCCAUCAAUGGAAAUGGUGAGACUGCUCUAUAUUUUGCCAUCAACGAACGAAACAAUCCGGCCGUACGUGCACUUUUGCUUCAAGGUGCGACAGUGACAUGGAGAUGUGCUCGUUUAGCUGCCGCUGUGAAGUCUGCAGAAAAGCUUGAAUUCAGUCUGAUUGAGGAUAGCCCGGUUGAGGAUAUGAUAGAUCUCUACCUCGAGCAAGAUCUGAAUACGGAGCGCGAUGACCCGGAAAUACUUGUUCCAGCCGUGGAGAUGGGAAAUAUGCGGGUGACCGAACUCUUUCUAGCCAGAGCUGCUAGAGUGAAUGGAAUGACGUCGCAAUUCCUCUCGAAAGAACGUGCCUCAUCACGGACUACCUAA